Messenger RNA from Spirodela intermedia, 2346 nucleotides. NCBI's taxonomy places the organism in Eukaryota, Viridiplantae, Streptophyta, Magnoliopsida, Alismatales, Araceae. The record is from the annotation of a GenBank genome assembly.
AUGUUUGGACUCUCGUAUGGAGAAAUCUUCCUCCUCCUCGGAGCCACCGCCGCGCUGAUCGGUAAUCUCUCUCUCUCUCUCUCUCUCUCUCUCUCUCUCUCUCUCUACGGUCACCUUCCCGUUCCUGCGCUACUUUUCCAUGGUUCUUUUUGCUGGAGUCGUCAAGUUCAGCUGUCAGAGUCGCAUCUGGUGUUCUCUUUGGUAUUUUAUUUUGGCACGAAUGAAGGGCUUAGGGUUUUCACAUUUGAAUGCAAUCAUCAAAUCUCCAAUCGUCCGUUCUUUAUGCACCUUGUUUGUUCCUAUCACGUCAGUGCGACUGAAGUUGGAAUUUGGUAAGAUGCAUUGGGUAGGACUGCUGCAUAACAUUUCGGAUAUUUCUUAUGAUAGAUUAUUUAGAUGUAGCUUUCCGUACCAUCCCUAGGGCCGAAGGACCUCCCAGUCAUUGCGAGGACAGCUGGGAGGCUUGCGGGACGUGCAAUUGGGUAUGUUCAGAUGGCGCGGGGCCAGUUUGAUAGUGUUAUGCAGCAGUCGCAAGUUAGUCAGGUACCUUUUCCUCUUUAGCUGAUCCGACAGUCUUGUUACCGAAGGAGUUCGUCGAUAGAUACCUCUGGGGGGCUCUGAUUCUCUCUUAGCCGUGAAAAAGAAGUCAAUUAUUUAUUUCUUUAAGAAACAGUUUAUUUUUUAUUUUAUUUAUUUUUUAAUCAACGUAUUUCUCAUCCAAGAGAGAAAAAGGAAGAAUGAUCCGGUGAGAUAAUGGAAAUAAGGAAGAGAACCGACAUGCUUCUUGAACAUCACAGAUUGUUGACGUCAUAUUUAAUUUCUUUUCCUGGAGAGAAUUUGAGAGGUAAGUGGCAGUGUAUAUUUCCUUGAGAAACUGGUUAUCCCUUCUCAGGAAUGUGAUAAUGCUUCUGCAAUGCCUUGUGAUCAUGUAUCGGAAUGGAAGGAAGAUAGUUCUUUUCACACAUGUUUUUAUCUUACCUACUUCUUUUCUCUCUGUUAGGUGCACAAAGAACUGCAGGACACAAUUGCACAGUUAGAAGCAAUUCGUUAUGAGGUCAGGAGUAUAUCACUCCUGAACCCUGGUCCACUUACAAGAAAGCUGGAUAAUACCGAACUUAAACCGAUUGAUGGUACAAGUUAUUGCAUGUUUUCUUUAUACAAUGGUGUGCAGUAUUUUAUUUUUUUGUGGUUUGCAUCAUAAAGAGUCACUGAUUUUUUAUUCGAAUUCUCUCCAGCUUAUUAUCAAUUCCUGAGUUAAUAGCUAUUUCAUGAAUGUCAGAUGUUGUUUCUUCUCCACAAAUCGAUAGCUGGCGCAAGCCAACAAUUGAAGCAUUAAAGGUGUUGCUUAAGCUCAAUUGCUGUGUGCUUGUUGGUCUUAGUACAAAUGAUUUCUAAGUUUUUUUUUCCUUCUUUUCCCAUUUCAUGCCAGGACCACGGGCCUUUUAAUGCAGACUCAGCUAAUGUACACAGCCAAGCAAUGAUAUAUGCGAAAUUCGCUGAAUCUACAUCCGUAAAGUCUGAUGAUUUUAAAAGCAAUGAAGAUGGAGAUAAGCACUUUGAUAGUUUAGGUCUCUUAUCCAUUCUUCCCGUAUCUGCUGAAAGUGCUGGAUUACUACCGAAACCUGGAGGUAAUUAAUCACUCAUUCACUAAUGAUUGGUACGCCCUGUCGUUUCUUUGACUCUACUGAACUUUUAUGUCCACAAAUUAAAGACCAAAGUCCUCGGUUUGUUGCAACAUCCGAUGACUGGCAUUUUCACAUGAUUGAGUCAAAGGUAGCCGAUUAUUAAUAUAGGCUCAUCUAAUUAAAUAUUUAUGGCGAAACCCUUUUCUUUUUGAAAUCUCGAGUGGCACGGGACGAUUCACAAUGUCUGUAUAUUCAUCAUCUAGUGGAUAAAUUAUGGUACUCAAGGCUGGUCAUUGUCUUUGUGGCACAUUGCCUUGGCUGGAAUACUUGUGCUGCUUUUUUCGAGUCAUUCUGUGAUGGAAGAUAUCAAUUUCAAUGAUACUCAACAGCCGUGCCUGCAAUAAUUUAAAAAUUCGGCGAAGAAUGAUUAUCAAUUAAAUAAUUUCUGGGAGUGUUGGUUCUAUCAAAAUUUCAGAGAAUAUGAGUGGUGGAAGCUGACAAGAAAACAGAGAUUAUAUUCCCUUUCAUUUAUCUUUCUCUUCGUUGUUCACAUGCUAUUAUCUUGUGGUAUAAGGCUCUAGAUGGGUAACCUGUCAAUCUUUUUCCCACAGAUGAGACUAAGGGAUCAGAUAUUGUGCUGGAGGCCAUUUUAGAAGCUGAAGUGGCGCGGAAUGCCAAGGAUUUCUUCCGGCAGCCUGAGAACCAAAUACCCAACCAAUGA